GCGAGUCAUAGCCGCUAGACAGAUCACUAGGAAGCUUGUCUCGCCGCCAGCGCACUACAUGCCCAUCCCAGACCCGGCAGCCAGUCCCAACAGUGGGCAAGGCCUCGUAGUGGACAAUCAUGCUGAUAACUACAUCCUCAACACUUGUUUGGAAGUCAUCUACUCUGGUGAUCAUGUGAUGUUAAUAACCGACAAUCCAGACAUAUACAACGAUGCAAAAUCUCUAAACAUAGAUUGCUUCAAAACUAAAGAACUAAAAGAUGGCGCUUGCAACACCAAAACAGAAGUGUCGUUCGAUUUGAAAAAAGUUCCUCAAAACGUUUCAAACGAAAGUACCAACUUAUUCUUGCAACCGGCGAGCGAAUUUGAGCCUUACAUCGUUAAGAAUAAAGAAGGAAACCCAGCGAAUCCGUUAUACGAUAAGAUUCUAGAGGAAAUGAACGCCGACUCCAAUUCUAGAAGGAAAAAUAGUUUUAAAGACGCCAACACUUCUCCUAUAGAUGGCAAGCUAUUGCGUAUGCGUGACAAACAAAUUGAUACAAAUAAAAAAGUAAUAACUAUGCCACAGAUCGAAAAAAGUUUCGAAAACACUGUCCAAAUAGGUUUGGACAUGCAGAACCUCUUUAUAAAAGAAACAAAAAACAACGAAGUGCCAACAGAAAAACAAAAUGUCAGAUUUGAAAAUGAAACAGAAAAAACAAUAGAAAUGGCAGAAAAAAGUUCGAAUAUAAACUCUUUGGAUGAUCUUUUAAGUGUUUACAGCGUUAAAAAUAAAGAAAUGGAGGAUAAUAUUAAAUUGAGACUGGAUGAAUGGAUAUGUUCUUUUGCUCAGUUAAUGGAAGAGGCACUGGUUGAAGUUUUGGUGCAACAUUCACCAAUCACAGACAAGCUCUCCCCGCCAUGGGUGUUAUAUGACUCCAUCAGAAGAAUCCAGGAGUUGUAUGGCUCCCAUUCAGAAGUGAACAUGGUCACUGAUAAACUUAAAUGUAUGCUGUUGAACCAUAGCAGCCAAAUUGGUAAAUUUAAGUCAUCCAUCAAGCCGAAUGAUUUCGUCAAGAUAGUAGGAUGCGGUAUGAUAUUGGUUGAGACGUUGAAGUCGGUCCAACCAUCAGUAUCUCUACAAGAGACAUCGGACGCCAUCUCGUCGCUGCUACAAAACAUGUCUCGCCCCCCAGAAGUGCCUGAGUUCACCACGCCCUUAGUGUGCAGGGAGCGCGAGCGAACGACCGAGGAAAGACGGAACUAUGUGAAAAGGCCUUCUGAAAUAAUGCAGUAUUUGAAGGCACACUUCGAAGAUUGGAAAGACUACGAAAUACCGCAAGAUUAUGACAACGAAAUGCAGCCCGGACCUACUGUAGUAAGGACUACCGGCAAAGACUUGAAUCUACUAAACAUUGAUAAAGACAAAUCUAUCACUUUAAGAUCUCAUACGAUCAACCUCAUGAAAGCAGUAAAUGAAAACGAUACGACUGCAUUCGAAAAACCACAAAAAUCUACCAAAAUCGACGGUAUAUACGCUAUCAACGACGAAAAAUCUAAAUACCAAUUCAACACUGGCAACAUUAAAGAAUCGCCCAUUGUGUUCCGGAAGUUUGACAGCUCGUUUAUUUUCAAAAUUAGAAACGACAACAAGGCAACAAAUGACAUUGAUAUAACUGAAAAUGUUGAAAUAUUCAAAAGGCAUGAAGCAAAUGUAGCUAAAAAUGUAGAAUUGCCAAAAACAAAAGAAAAUACAGGAAGUUUUCUGAAUACCAAGUCUAAUAUUACAAAUGAUAAAACAGAACCUAAAAUCAUAAGAACGUUCGACAUUUUCAAACAAAAGACAAACGACAGUGCCAAUAAAGAUGAGAAUUUAAACAUGUCUAAUCAUGGCAACACCACACAAACAGAAACGCCUGUACCGAAAGUGGUGAGGACAUUCGACAAUCUAUUCUUACCAAAAUCAAAUGAUAAAACCCCCAAAGAUAUAAUAGAGGAUUUGAACGUCCCUCAACAUGGCAACACUUUUGCUGACAACAAAACAACUGGACCGAAAGUGAUAAGGAAUUUGAAGCCCAUCGACGCUUUUGAAGACAAAUUGAAAGAUGACAAUCAAAAACUAGACCUGGACGCCCUAGAUUAUUCCGAAAUAGACAGAUCUAUGUCUGAAACUGUCAUAAUCGAAAACGAAUCGAUUGAGAACGUCAGUUUUGUCUACGAAAUCAGAAAUCGACCGAAACCGACAAUUGACAAGAAUGUGAUAGAAAUUCACGAUACGGAUAGCAAAAGCACUCAAGUGAUAGUAAAUAAUGAUAGCGCGUUUAAUGAUAGUAAUGAUAAAGUUAAUGAUUCGUUAAUUAACAAUUGCAAUUCGACGAUAGAUGAUGCAAAGCCUACUAAUGAUGAUGCGACGAAUGACAGUGGUUUUGAAAAUGAAGGGGUGCAAGCUUAUUCGCUGGUGAAGAUAUUUUUGGCUGAGCUUAGCGUCUCUGUGAAGGAAAUUUAUGAAUUUAUAAUGAAAAGUAUAAACGAAUUUCGCGAAGACGAAACUCAGGAGGAAAAGAGACGGAUGCUGCAUGAGAGAGCCAACACGACCCACGUGAUCAUCGCUGAAAUCAUAGGCAAUUUGAAAAGGAUCAUCCAAAGAGAGGCUAACGAAGACACGUCCAUCAGAGCCUUGCUUUUAAAAGCAGGCGCCCAGGCUACCGGUGACAAACGAAUGACUAGGUACAGGCAAGUGGUAAUGAAAUGUCUAGAACAAGCCCAGAUCUUGGAGAACGCUCUGAAAACUGUGCUAGUGUUGACAGACGACCUCGAUGCUUCGGUCAGCAACUAUUCUAACCAGACUGGUACGCGGUAUUUUAAUAUAUUCGAGUGAUUUAUGAAAGAGAGAAGAGAGAAGAAUAAUAGAAGUUAUCAUUGGUAUGUAUAUUAUAUGAUAUACUAGCUUUUCGCCCGCGUGGAAUUUUCCCGCUUUUCUGUUGAAAUUUUUCCUGAAUUUUCUUUGCUAUAAACCUCACGGAGCCCGAGACCUUUCCAACGAAUGCAAAACCGUGGAAAUCGGUUCGUGCGUUCUGGAGUUAUAGCGUCAGGAAGGAAAACCCGACUUAUUUUUAUAUGGUAUAUUAUAGUUCUUGCAAC
This is a messenger RNA of Ostrinia nubilalis (European corn borer), 3120 nucleotides long. RefSeq lists its product as uncharacterized. NCBI's taxonomy places the organism in Eukaryota, Metazoa, Arthropoda, Insecta, Lepidoptera, Crambidae. The record is from RefSeq and is a predicted model, not a curated record. The transcript has 11 exons. Bases 59 to 2857 code for a protein of 932 amino acids.